This is a messenger RNA of Cladocopium goreaui, 8517 nucleotides long. The record is from the annotation of a GenBank genome assembly. NCBI's taxonomy places the organism in Eukaryota, Dinophyceae, Suessiales, Symbiodiniaceae.
AUGGAUAUCAUUUCGGUUUCGAAGCAUCCUGUGGGUGUGAACAUCAAUGUUUUGGUCAAUUUUGACAGCAGGUUGGGUGAUCAUUUGUUCGGUGUCGAAUGUCAGUUCGGCACUCGUGUGGCCAUCCCUCAUGAGGGUGUGCAGGGAGAAGGUCUGAUGACCCUCUACAAUGUCAAACGAUCAGGACGCAAGGUGCAAGAUGCCGAGAUGUUGACUCCAGACCCUGGCUUCCCCCCCCAAAAACAUAAGACGUUUGAUUUUCGUGAUCUUGGAUUCGUCCAUGACGUUUGUUGUGGCAUGGGGGGUUUUUCUACUGCCAUGGAUUUUCUGCAUUCGGCCUGUGGACUCCCUGGCCGCGUUGUUUCCGCCGUCGAUCUCUGUCCUCUUGCUCUGUCUGCGUACAGGUUGAAUCAUGCUGCCACAGCUGUCCUUGGAGAUAUCACUUUGAGUGAAACAAUCUUUGAAAUGCAUAUCCAGCAGUGCCUCUCUGGCGUGCAGCCUUUGCUGGUUGGAGGCUUCCCAUGCCAACCUCUCUCGAGACAAGGAGCACAAAGGCGUCAGUCGGAUAGUCGAAGUAUGGUUCUGCCUGCUCUGUUGCGAGCGGCGUACUAUCUCCAAGUUUCAGGAGUUUGCUUGGAGUGUGUGCCCGAAGCAUACACAGAUCAGGGGACUCAAGCUGUUUUGCACGAGUUUGCCAAUUUGAUGAAUUUCACUAUCCAUCAAAGGAUUGUCCACCUCCAUGACACCUGGCCCUCCAGACGUACACGGUGGUUUGCAUUGGUGAUCCCUGAGUGCUUUGGAUUUCAUUUGCAAGAGAUGCCAAAAUUGAGCCCUGCGCCAGUUGUAGGAGAUUUGAUCCCUUUUACCCAAUGGCCAACUUGGAAUGAUGCGGAAGAACAUCAACUUCGGUGGACAGAGAUGGAAUCGCAGACUUAUAAAGACCCUGCAUAUGGAAGUACUGAUAGAAGGGUUGACUUGAGCCAGCCACUUCCGACAGCAUUGCAUUCGUGGGGUAGUGCUCUAUACAAAUGCCCAUGCAAUUGCCGAGCUCAAGGUUUUCAUCCACGUACUUUGAAAGCUAAGGGUUUGCGAGGAGUGGAAAUCAUCUCGGGUCUGUGGCCUCAUGCAUCAAGACAUAUCCAUCCCAAAGAGCUUCAGUUUUUGCUUGGGUUUCCUCCUUUGCAGUGUGUUCUUUCUGAUUGCCGGGCGCAGUUGUGUUUGCUUGGAAACUCAGUGUCCCCGGUCCAGGUGAUUUGGAUUUUGUCUCAACUGUAUCAAGGCUUUCAGCUGAUGCACGACAUUGCACCAAGGGAAUGCAUUUGUCGAUAUUUGCAGGCCAUUGUUUUGCACCGUGAUGUCACCUGGCCAAGCCCAAUACCAGGUGUUAGUCAAGCCAUUUUGGAUUUCCCACAAGGCCAGGUUUCAGUUUCUUUCCAUACUGGAGAGACCAUCAGAGACUUGAUUCGAGCAGAAGCCACUUUGCAAUUGGAUCCCCGCAAAAUCAGUCUCAGCUGUCAAGGCCUGGAACUGCCAGAAUGGGCUUACGUGCAAGAACGGACGUAUCAGGUCACCUUGGAAACUUCGUUCACUGACUUCCCAGUUCAACCAGUGCCUGUCCUGAUUGAUCACCUUGGGGUUCGGAAACUGUACGUCGUCCCGGCCAGUUUUUCGAUUGCCGCUGCGCUUUCUUGGGUUGGCAUUGUCGGUUACAAGUCAGUUGUCAAUGAACACCAGGCUCAAAUUGAUAUCAAAGAUCGGGUUCAAGCUUGGAUCGUGAUUGUCGUGCAACUUGACCCUGCGGAAGUGGAAUUUGAGCUGCUCAUGAGACUUGACGGACUUGGUUUUGACUCUGUCCACAGAACUCCGGGUCUUUGUGUCACCGAAACUUGGGGUGGUACUGGUCUCUGGCAUGUGGACCAAUUGGUCAAGUCAAAUUUGUUGGUUUCCUGGGCUGGAUCGGACUUCCAAUCCCUGACUGUCUGGCUUCCUUCUUUUGCAGCUGCGGUGGUUGAGUUGUGGCCUAGUACUGCUGAAGACCAUUUGCGAGCAUGGCUCUCCGUGUCGCACACAAGUGUUUAUGCCAUUGUUCUAGAACAGUGGGGAUGGAAUUUGCUCAAGAUUUCCGUAACGCCUCAGUCUUUGAGCGUCUUGUUUUUUGAGCCCGAAAGUCAAGUGUCGGCAUCAGCAGCUUAUUUGGCCUUCAGGGCAAAGGCUGCCAGUGGCAGACAAUGGUCAUCCGAGACCUAUAUCCAGCGUGGAAAUGAGUUUGGACUUCCAGGCACAUUGGAGCGCAUUUUUGCACUGCUGGACUGUGAGUUGAAUUUGCCCAGUCAUGUUGCAUUGGCACUGCAGCAACAUCGCGUUUUGGACUUCCCAGACUGCAAUGGGGACACCGCAGCGACAUGCUCACCCACUCUGCUUUAUGGACUUUCUUCGGCUCAACUGCCUCACUCGGUUUCCAUGUCAGGCAAUUCAGACCUAGGCCUUGGACUUACGGCCAAGUUUCUAUUGGAUUUCUCAAGGGCUUGGACUUGCAGCCGACCUUUGGAUUUUGGGGUUGACCAGAUCAAGGUAGUGAGCAUUGGCCAUGAAGCAGGCUUGGAUUUUGUUUGUGAGACCAAACCUUUUCAGGCGACAGGUGAUCAGUUGUACAUCUUUGUUUUGAUCGACCGCCAUUGGACCUUUUUGCACUGUCAGUAUCAACAGGAUGGUUUGAGCAUUACCCAGUUCGACGGACUGGCAUGCACCAACAUUCAAAAGUUGACUCCAGUUGUGGAAGCCUUGAAGUUAGCCUGGAACGUGCAGCGGAUCACUGUCCAAACCACGUGGGAAGUUCCGCAGACCCGACAGGAUUCAUGUGGCACCAUUGCUUUAGCACAUUUUGGACUUUUGCUUGGACUCUUGACUUGGGAUCAAGCGAUGCAGUUUGAGACAUUGCAUGAGAGUCUGGCUAUCUGUGGUAGUAUGUCCAGUCUCCACAGUCCAAUUGGUUUUGGGGCUGAGGAGAAUGCUGUCAUCAGAUCUUUAGAACAGGUUCUGCCAUCACAUGGAGUACCCCCAUCCGAAGUCAAGAAUCGUGCCCAAGCAGCCAUCAAGGUUUUUGGACUUGCCGCCAUCACUCGUGCGUUACAAGCUAAGAACACAUGGAUGUCUUUGAAACAGCUUGGAAAUUCUAGGCCCAAGCCUUUCAUGUGGGUUACUCACGAAGAGCUCCAAAACCACAUCCGGGACCGUUCAAUUUCUCAAUUUGGAGUUGAAACUGAUGGAAAGAAAGGCAAACGAAGCAAAGAACCCAAGAAGUCAGCACAGGCCAUCCAGCUUGACCCUGCGAGCCUUGUCUUGCCAGCAGGAGUUUUCAUCACUAAUGAUGGAACAGCACUCCAGCAAAUCAACAUCACAGAUGUGCAAAAAAAUGCUCGAGGGAUUGCGUUCGGAUCAUACCAAGACAUCCAACCCUUUUUGGCAGAAGGAAAAUCCAUUUCCCCUGAGGGUCUUUCAGUGUUGGUUGUUGGACUCUUUCCUGAGGCUGCACCACUUGGACUUCCGACAAACUCCUUGCGUGUUCCUGCGAUCUACCGAGGCACAAAUGAGCCAAUCAUUCUCGAUGUGGUCGCAGUACAAUUGGGUGAUCAGGCAGUUUAUCGACUCACAAAUCAGAAAGCACCAGAAUUGGCCGUUUUUCCAACCAGGGUUUUUCGUUUGCAUGUUUUCAAGGACUUGUGGACUUUGUCACAUGAUUGGAACGAUAUGAUUGCACACCCGGUUCGUUCUUUGGUUCAGCAGUUCUCUGUCCUCAAGUUGUGUCGUAACCCAGAUUGUGAUUUGCUCUGCGGGGCUUUCCAUCCGUCAAUUGAGGAAUCUGGGGUUGAAUCAGGGCUCAUCGAUGUCUGGGCUUUUCGCUGGACAAAGAAUGAUGGAUCCAAGUCAAGUCCUGUCGAUGCUGAUGUCAUGUCGGUUUACAUCCGUGUCCCAGAGUCAUCGUUUGCGUACCUGCACAGCGCAUCCGGAGGGGAAGGAGUUUUUUUUGAGCCACGAUGCCAAGAUUCGCCUGGGGCAGACCCCGCUUUUGCUGUUGUCUGGGUGCCACAAUCCAGUCUGCAAGACAUCAUGCACAAAGUCAAGACAAUUGACCAUUGCCUAGCCGCAUGUCGCAUUGGAUUGAAGUAUGGGGUUAGAUGCCUGGCGAAGCACCAUGAGACAGUCCAUCAAGAACUGAGGCCACAGGUACCUUUUGUCAACUGUGUCAUUCGUGAAGUGUAUCGAUUGGAACCCUUGCCAGCUGGAACUCAACGGCAAUCGUUGUCAGAAACUUUGCAGUCCAUUCAAUGGCGCGCUAAGCCUUUGCAACCUUGCAAAGGUUCCCAGGGCCGUGCGUGGACAGUUGGUGCCGAAGCUCCGCCACCCAGCCAGUUCAUUCAGGCACAACAUGGAUGGGUCAGCAUUGCCAAGGUGAAAGACCAGUUUCAAGCUCAGCCUACUCAGCAUCUGAUCGCUACUGCAAAGACUAAGCAGCACAUUGGUACCGUUCGCUCCGCACCUGCCUCCACUCCUGCAGUCGAUCCCUGGACUUCGGGUCGUGAUCCUUGGGGGGGAUAUCAAGCAGUUUCCACGAAAGCACCUGCACCCCCUUCUCAACAUGUGCAACAAAAGAUUGACGAUGUUGAGCAACGAUUGAGUGAUCAGGUCAAGGCCACCAUUGUUCAAGAACUUCAGACCACUGACACCAGCGGCCGAGUUGAUCAAGUCGAACAGCAAAUCCAAUCCCUCAUCGAGCAUCAGACUCGUUUGGAACAAUGGGCCACUGAGGGCAAUGGACAAAUUGCCAUGUUGCAGCAAGAAAGCCAGCAGCUGCAUCAAGCCAUUGACCAGUGCCAUGCACGAAUCGGAGAACAAGGUCAAGCCCUUAGCCACGUUGUCAAUGAAGUCUCAUCAUGUUCUCAGGCACUGACCAUUCAGGGACAAGCCAUCAACAAGGUUUCCACUGAAGUUUCAUCGUUGCAGGAUGGACUUUCGAAGUCGUUGGAAUCAUACUUUGCAAAGCAGACGGAGCAGAUUGAAGCUCUGAUGGCUAAAAAGGAUCCCAGCACUCAGGUUCCUGGACCGGAGUCCUCAACUUCGGAGAUUGCCAUCUCCGACAGGAACGAUGGACUUCGGAUUCUGACGUUGGUUCUGUGUUCCCUCCUAGCGUGUGGCCUGCGGGCGGCCUACCUCGGUCUGAACCAGUGCAUUGAACUUCCCACCGCAAAAGCUGAUCGAAGUUUUUACGGCCGUGGUCAAAUGACCAAACCCAAGUUUCGAAGUUGCACUUAUGCAGUUCCAAAGCAUAGCCGACAAGGGCUGCCGGUUUCAGUGAAGGUUUUUCAACGUGGUGGUUGUCCCGACCUGUUCAGCUCCAAGGUGCCUGAAGUUUUCCCUGUUGAAAAUGUCACCCAUUGGACUUUGCAAGACCAGCCAGCUGUUGUCCGGGUCCAUCCGGAUGGCUAUCAAGUUGACUCGGAUUACGUUUUGGCCAGCAAUCAGUUUGAGCCUUUUGCCUUGCCUCCCAUCACGGCACAGGACUUUCGGCGUGCAGUCAGUUCCUUCAAAUCAAAUGCUGCCUCAGGCCCAUGUGGGUGGUCAUUACAGGACCUUAAACAUCUCACGGACGUACAAGUCUCUGCCAUUGUGGAUUUUUUUUCCGCAAUCGAAGCAGGGGCUCCAUGGCCUGCUCAGUGGUGUGUUGGCCUAAUCCACUGUCUUCAGAAGCGAGCAUCCAGCCGUACCGUUAAUGGAUUCAGACCCAUUACUGUGGCAAGUUUGUUUUAUAGGCUUUAUGCAGGCAUCCGUUCUGGCCAGAUACUUGCUCAGCUCUCCAAACGAGCAGACAAGUUUCAGUGCGGUUUUGUCCAAGGGCGCCAAGCCUCUGAUGUUUGGUAUCUUGUUGGCAUCAGCAUCGAGCUGGCCAUGCAGCAAUCCACUCCUUUGUUCGGUGCAGUUGCAGACAUAGUUAAGGCUUACAAUGCCCUGCCUCGUUGUCCGGCUUUUGACUUUCUGCGUUUGCUUGGAACUCCAGAAUGGUUUCUUCAGGUUUGGUCUCGUCAUCUCAGUUCAUUCACCAGGUAUUUCAUCGUCAACGGUGAAGCCAGUCCUGCAGUGUGUGCGUGCACGGGCUUUCCCGAAGGUUGUCCACUCUCCUGUUCCGCCAUGACGGCCAUAGACACCGUCUGGCACUGGUGGCAACAUGUCGCGGCCCCUAACCCACUCAGUCUGAGUUAUGUUGACAAUCUUGAAGUGUUAGGAGACUCCUCUCAAGCUGUUCACGCUGCUUUGCAAAGCUUGGGUUCUUUCUGUGACCAUUUGGACUUGGAAAUAGACACUGAUGCCUUGUAUGCCUGGUCGUCUUGUCCGUCAGGUCGCCGUGAACUUAAAGAUUUGGGGUAUAAAGUAAGUUUGGGAGCCAGGGAUCUAGGAGGUCAAGUCACUUACUGCAGUCAGCUACGUAACCGUGUACUCACUGACCGGAUCACUGGAAUCAAGCAGUACUACACCAAGCUCAGAUCAGCAAAGUUGCCAACCCAGGUGAAACUUCUCAACAUCAGACAGGUUCUUUGGCCCAGAGCUUUACACGGAUGUGAAUCCGUUGUGCUUGGGAACACUCACCUCAAUAACAUGCGAUCAGGGGCUAUGUUGGCUGCAAACUGGAGACGUGGCGGAGCUUCUCCGAUUGUGCGAAUUGGUCUCCUUAACACUCCAACUGAUCCGGCUUGGUAUCAGCUGUGGAAAGUUGUGCAAACCUUCAGACGCCAAUUUCACUGCAGCCCUGUUGUUGCAGAUUUCUGGAAGCUUUACCUUGAGAAUCUGAGAGGCUCGACGAACGGGCCUUUCGGCAAACUUUUGGAUCUUGUGCAUUCAGUUGGCUUGCAAUUGGACGAGGAAGGUUGCUUGUGGUUCUCCCAUCGGGGAUGUUUGGACUUGACUACUUGUUCCAAUGUCAUUUUGGAGAAGAUUCUUUUACAUUUUUUCCAUCGUGCACUGGCGGACCAGGUUCAAAACAGGUCCGGAUUUCAGGACUUGGAGGGCUUUGACUAUGACCUUACGACAUGUUGUGACAAGUUUUUUCAGCCACAUCAGGUUGAACAACUAAUGGUCGUGCGAGAUGGCAGCUUUUUCACCAACCAAUUCUGCAGUAAGUUCGAUGCUAGCAAAUCUGAGAUGUGUGUCAGUUGCAAUGUUGUUGACAGUCGUGCCCACCGAUACACAACAUGCAGCAGAUAUGAUCAGGUGCGAUCUCGGCACCAGCAGUUGUUUGAAGAAUGGCUUGUUUCCUACAUGUUUCCAGCAAUACGGUUUGGUGCCAGCCAAUCCAUGGCAGGUGCUCCUUUGGGAAGCUUUUCUUGCCUUGCCAACUGGGCCCUUUUCACUGACGGCACAUGCAGUGCACCUCAAGAUCUUGAUUUGGCACUGGCCGCCUGGGCCGUGGUUUGGGCAGAUCAUGGUACGGUAGCAUGUGGCUACCUCUCUGGACUUCAACAAACCAUUUUGCGCGCCGAAGCAACAGCAGUGUUAAGUGCACUGGGGUGGAUUGAUCAACAGGAGGGGGUUUUGCACCUAUGGAUCGAUUCCCAGACAGUGAUUGACAAUCUGCGUGACUUGCUUCGAGGCACCGGGGUUGCGUCGGACUUCGAGCACCCUGAUCUCUGGAAACAGAUAGAGGCCUUGCUUCAAACUGUGAAAGCCGAAGUUGUCCCACACAAAGUUGUCAGCCAUUUGCCGCAGUCUGAGUGCCUUAGCCCUUUGGAAGACUGGACACGAAAGUGGAAUGAAGCAGCUGACUCCCAAGCCGACUUGGCAAAUCUGACUCGGCCCAUUUUCUUCAACAAAGUUUGGGUUCGUUUCCAACAACAUAGGCAGAGCUGGAAAGCACGAGUGAGUUUGAUCACCAAGUUUCAAGUUGAAGUAGCAGCACAGGACUGUACUGAUGAGAGCGUAGAGGAAGAAUUAGAAGAACAGGGGUUCGACGUUUCACGUUUUGAUUUUGUCACUAGUUUGAACCAUGCCGAGACUUCUGUACAUUUAUCCACUUGGCUUCAGGUUUCAGGUAGUUUUCAUUGCGGUUUAGGAUCACAGGCUGAUCAGCUUUUGCUUCAGCUGUGUCAAUGGUUAGUCACAGUUGAUGCAAGUGCCUCUGAGAUGCGUUUAGUUGCCAUUGUCGAGAUUUUUGUUGCUUUCAGGCUUCAUGUUGGGGGUGCCCCUUUGUGUGUUGCCGGAGGCGAUGUUGAUAGGUAUUCUUUGGUUUCUUUUGCCCGUGACUUUUCGUAUUUUCGUAGGUUGUGGAAGCUGUUGGAAACUGGCACUGGCAUCACGUGGACUAGUGGGCAAAUAGAUCUAACACAGGUCCGAAUUUUGCCUCUGCAGAAGGCUGUCUGGUUGGGAUGGCCUCGCGAAGUCGAGUUGCCGGUCUUGCAGGCACUCGAUGAAUUUGUGGGCGCACGCCCUAUUUCCAAUUGUCAAGGUUUCUCUCGACCUUGGCGCAAUUAG